Messenger RNA from Megalops cyprinoides (Indo-Pacific tarpon), 3380 nucleotides. RefSeq names its product oxysterol-binding protein-related protein 8-like. The coding region runs from base 657 to 3320 and encodes 887 amino acids. Lineage: Eukaryota; Metazoa; Chordata; Actinopteri; Elopiformes; Megalopidae. Gene Ontology annotation, molecular function: cholesterol binding. The record is from RefSeq and is a predicted model, not a curated record. The transcript has 24 exons. Gene Ontology annotation, cellular component: cytosol; intracellular membrane-bounded organelle; membrane.
AGAAGAGCGAGACAGACCGUGUGAAUGCAGAACCACCUGAAGUCGUCCGAAAGUAGAAAAGCAGUUAAGCAACAUAAUCGAAUGAGCAGAGCUACCUACCAUGGGCCAUGAAACAUUCUCGAUGAACGGCUUGCUGCCAACUGUACUUGCGUUUUUGGUUGUUGUAGAUCGCUAGCUAGCUAGCCAGCCGUCAGUUAACGGACUCAGUGAUGGACUAAAUUCCAUUGCCAUUUCUUCAGUUUCAGUUCACUGUCAGAGACACGUUUCAUCUUUGCCUUGAAAAGUUACAGGCCGUCAAUGAAAAUUUUGUACCGUUAAGGAUAUCCGAAUAGAGGCUAGAAACAGGAAGGAAAGUCCUCUGCAGAGCCUGUCAGACCAUCUUUAAAUGGCGAGGCAGUAAAGUGGAUCCCCGGGAAGCUGAGGGUUAGGGGAGGAAAGUGCAGGAAUGAGCCGACAGCACGCCCCAUCUCCCCUUAAGGCUGACGGUGACCGCAUGCCUUUCAACUCGAUCGCAGCGUUUGAAGGGCCCCUGCCCUCAGCUGACAGACAUGCAGGCCUGAGCGGCGCUGAGGAGGAGGGAGUAGGAGCAGACGCUGGAGAACCAUGGAGCCUUGUACCGAGUCCCAGAUGGAACCUGACAAAACACUGCUGCCUUAAUGCCCGGAGAUGACACGCAACCUUUGACCCCGGGCAGGAUGAGCCAGCGUCACGGGAAGGAGGGGCUGCUCGCGCCCGGGAAGGACCUCCUCACCAGUCCCUCUCUCAGCCCCGGGGUCAGCUACAGCCACGGUUUUGACAGGGGAAAGGAAGACCUCCUGCAGCUGAAAGAGGACUCCACACUAUCUAUAUCCAAGAGCAAGUCUGAGACCAAACUUUUCAAUGGGUCAGACAAGGACCUCUCAGCGGCCGGGAGACUCGCCAAAAAGGAAUCCCUCAAGGUCCAGAAAAAGAACUACAGGGAGGAGAAGAAACGGGCCACCAAGGAGCUGCUCAGCACCAUCACCGAUCCCUCUGUCAUCGUCAUGGCCGACUGGCUCAAGAUCCGAGGCACGCUGAAGAGCUGGACCAAGCUGUGGUGCGUCCUGAAGCCGGGGGUGCUGCUCAUCUACAAAACCAACAAGAACGGCCAGUGGGUGGGCACGGUGCUGCUCAACGCCUGCGAGCUCAUCGAGAGGCCCUCCAAGAAGGACGGCUUCUGCUUCAAGCUCUACCACCCGCUGGAACAGUCCAUCUGGGCUGUCAAGGGUCCUAAAGGGGAAGCUGUGGGCUCCAUCACACAGCCCUUACCCAGCAGCCAUCUCAUCUUCCGCGCUGCCUCCGAGUCUGAUGGUCGCUGUUGGAUGGACGCCUUAGAGCUGGCUCUGAAGUGCUCCAGCCUGCUGAAGCGCACCAUGAUCCGGGAGGGGAAAGACGAGGGGGGCGUGAGCAUGGAGCAGCCCUCCCACGUCAACUUCUACAGUCUGCUGCGCGCCCACAACAUGCAGGGCACCGAAGGCUUCCAAUUCAAUGAUAGCGAUCACUUCAAGGAUCCGGACCUCUACUCGGACAAGUCGGACCGGGAGAACGAGCACGAGCACGACCACGACCAUGACCACGAGGAGUCGGACAAUGAGGGGCCGGACAAGAGCGAGGAGAGCGACAGCGACACGUCAGAGCGGCAGGACGACUCGUACGCUGACCUGGACUCCAACGAGGCGCUGCGUGAGACGUCCUACCUGGAGCAGUCUCACGAGGAGCUGGGGGAGGCGGGAGAAGCGUCUCAAACAGAGACCGUGUCUGAGGAGAACAAGUCUCUGAUCUGGACCCUGCUGAAGCAGGUCAGGCCUGGGAUGGACCUGUCUAAAGUGGUGCUGCCCACCUUCAUCCUGGAGCCGCGCUCCUUCCUGGACAAGCUCUCCGACUACUACUACCAUGCCGACUUCCUGUCUGAGGCUGCAGUGGAGGAGAAUGCCUACAACCGAAUGAAGAAAGUGGUGAAGUGGUACCUGUCUGGUUUUUACAAAAAGCCAAAGGGCCUGAAGAAGCCAUACAACCCCAUUAUCGGCGAGACAUUCCGCUGCAUGUGGAUACACACCAAGACCAACAGCAAGACCUUCUACAUCUCUGAGCAGGUCUCCCAUCAUCCUCCAGUGUCAGCCUUCUAUGUGAGCAACAGGAAGGAUGGCUUCUGCCUGAGUGGUAGCAUUCUGGCCAAAUCAAAGUUUUAUGGUAACUCCUUGUCUGCCAUACUGGAUGGGGAAGCUAGGCUAACCUUCCUCAACAGAGGGGAAGACUACGUGAUGAAUAUGCCCUAUGCUCACUGUAAAGGAAUCCUGUAUGGCACUAUGACCCUGGAGCUGGCUGGCCAGGUCACCAUUGCCUGCGAAAAGACAGGCUAUAGCGCCCAGUUGGAAUUCAAGCUGAAGCCAUUUUUAGGCAGUGAUGACAGCGUCAAUCAAAUCGCUGGAAAGAUCAAGCUGGGGAAGGAGGUGCUGGCCACCCUGGAGGGCCACUGGGACAGCGAGAUCUUCAUCAAUGACAAGAAGACGGGCGUGGUGGAAACCUUCUGGAACCCCACGCCCGAGCUGCGACAGAGCCGGCUGACCCGCUGCACGGUUCCACCCGAGGAGCAGGGCGACUUCGAGUCCGAGAAGCUGUGGCAGCAUGUGACGCGCGCCAUCAACAACAAGGACCAGACGGAGGCCACCAACGAGAAGUUCAUCCUGGAGGAGGCGCAGCGCAAGUCCACCCGCGAGCGCAAGGCUAAGUGCGAGGAGUGGAUGCCGGCGCUCUUCGAGCAGGACGCCCUCUCUGGAGAGUGGCAUUAUAAAUAUGCCGACACUCGGCCGUGGGAUCCGUUGAACGAUUUAAUUCAGUUUGAGAAAGACGGCUGCGUCCAGACCAAGGUUCGGCACCGCACCCCGAUGGUACGUUCUGGCAGUGUAAUUAGUCUCAGUAACCAGGGUUCCAGGAGGGACAAUUGCAAGUGCCAGGUAACUGUCCCCAAACGCAAGCACAAACAGAGCGAUAAGCCCAAGACCCGGGGGGUCCGCUGCUCGUCGCCAGAGCUCGACCGCCGUGACUCCUCCUGCAGCGAAAGGCACAAAACCAAGCACAUCAGCCGAUUACGGAAAAAAGGGGCGGACCUGAGCGAGCUUCAAAGUGCCAUUGAGUCCAUAAAGCAAACUCAGGAGGAGAUCAACAGGAGCAUCGCCACACUGCGCACCCGGGCGUCCGUCUCGCCGCCGCCGUCGGAGGGACACGCCCUGCAGCAGCGGGACUACAUCGUCAUUAUCCUCCUCAUCUUCCUCCAGAUCGUCAUCAACUUCCUCUUUAAGUAGCGCCGACCCGAUCUGCAGAGAGACAGAGGGAGAGAGAGGACCAGGACUUGAAAGGGGGGG